Molecule: messenger RNA, 924 nt
Organism: Hippoglossus stenolepis (Pacific halibut)
Lineage: Eukaryota; Metazoa; Chordata; Actinopteri; Pleuronectiformes; Pleuronectidae
Product: GTPase IMAP family member 4
Exons: 3
Coding region: 1-924 (307 amino acids)
Molecular function (GO): GTP binding
Source: RefSeq, a predicted model, not a curated record
AUGAAGUCUGAGAUCUUAAGCGGCGUGUCACUGUGCUCGCCUGCACCGAAUGUCAUUUUGCUGGCGGUGCCACUCGACACGUCGUUCACCGAGGAACAAAGGCGAGUCACCGAGGAGAACAUGAGGCUGCUCGGACACAGAGUGUGGAGACACGUAAUCGUGCUGUUUACUUCCGGGGACGUUCAGGGGAAGAAAACAAUCGAGCAGCACAUUGAAAGUGAAGGAAUGCCGCUCCGCUGGCUCAUUGAGAAAUGUGGACACAGGUAUCACGUGCUGGACAACAGGAGCAGAGCUGAUGAUCAGGUUACAGAGCUGCUGAAGAGGAUGGAGGAGAUGGUUGCGGGAAACAGCAGUUUCUACCUGAGUGAGACACAUGAUGAUCCACAAGCUGAGAGAGACGGAGGCGACAGAUUUAGUGAGAAAAAUGAUGAGAACACAGCCAAAGAGAUCAGAGAGCAUCUCAACAUCGAGUGGAAUCGCAAGAACUGGGAAAAGUACCGCAUCAUGAAAGGAAACGAAAGUAUGGAGAUACCACUAACCUUUAAAAAAGACACAGAGAUGUCUGAGGAUCCAGCGAGAGACAAAGGAGCGACAGGGCACCGACAUGAAGAUGACCAGCCGUCAGUAAAAUCCGGCGCUGGUCUAGAAGUUGAAAGUGAAGAUGAUACAUGUUCUGGCUCUCUGAAGAACAUGAAGGAAUUGCUGGAGAGAGAGUGGAGCAGAAAGGAGGCUUCGAUGGAGUUUCACCAUGAGCUCUGUGCAGACAAGGGAGACGAUGAACCGGAUACUGAUCAGCUGCAGAAAUCCAGAGAUAAAGUGCUGGCAUGGCUGAAAAUCCACCAUACAACAUCAGGGUGCAAGGCAGAGAAAGAGAAUAAAGGAACUAACUGGAGGGAUGGCAACAAGGAAGAGGAAAUCAUCUAA